Molecule: messenger RNA, 1467 nt
Organism: Clonostachys rhizophaga
Lineage: Eukaryota; Fungi; Ascomycota; Sordariomycetes; Hypocreales; Bionectriaceae
Source: the annotation of a GenBank genome assembly
AUGCCGAAGAGCGUAGACUAUUCAGAGCUGGCCAAGCAUGGCUCUGCGGAUGACCUAUGGAUUGCUGUCAAUGGGGAGGUGUAUGAUAUGACUGAGUUUGCCCAGGAACAUCCUGGCGGACCUGAUGUGAUCUAUGAAUACGGUGGAAACGAUGCAUCGUCCGCGUACAAUGAGGCCCACGGGCCCUCUUUGAUCAGAAAGUCUCUUGAUGUCAAGUUUCACAUGGGAUCAAUCGAUCCGAAAACUUUCCCAAAAGAAUCUAAAAUAAUCACAAAAGAGACUGAUGGAAAGAUCAAAGAAUCAGAAGAGAGACCGAGUCUGGAUUCUAUCAUCAAUUUGGAUGAUUUUGAGCGAGCAGCAACCAAAUCUCUGUCAGCCAAAGCCAUGGCCUUCAUAGGCGGUGGCUCUAAUGAUAAUAUUACUAGGGAUGCAAACCGCUCAGCGUUGAAUAACAUAUGGCUUCGGCCCCGAGUAAUGAAGAACGUCAAGGACGUGAACACAACUACUACGCUGUUCGGAGCCCGCCUGGAUCUGCCAGUUUAUAUUGCUCCAACGGGCGGAGCAAGGACUGGAGGCGCAGAAGGAGAGCUGACCUUUGCUCGAGGGGCAGCUGCCGGGGGAAUCAUUCAUUGCUUCGCAACGCCAUCUUCGUAUCCUUAUGACGAGAUUCUCGAAGCUACUCCAGAACGAGCUCUUUUCCAGCUGUACGUCAACAAGGAUCGAGCACAAUCCGAAGCCGCAAUUCGGAAAAUCGCUGCUUCAGGGAAGGUCAAGGCCAUUUUAGUCACAGUUGAUGUCCCUGUAGUCCCAAAGCGCGAGGAUGAUGAGCGUAUCAAAUCGAAUGAAGCCAUCGUGAUCGCCGGCGUGAAGACGACCGUUACCGGCGGGGACAAGAAAGGAGGAGGGCUUGCGAGACAGAGCUCCGGAUUCAUUAACUCCAGUGUGGAUUGGAGCCUUGUUUCAUGGCUCCGCAGCCUGACAUCCUUGCCGGUCUUAGUCAAAGGUAUUCAGACUGCCGAGGACGCCAGAAUCGCCCACUCUAUGGGGUGCGAUGGCAUUGUGCUCAGCAACCACGGAGGCAGAGCGGCUGACCACGCACCCCCAGCCAUCCUGAUUCUGCUGGAGCUACAGAAGUAUUGCCCUGAGGUCCUCUCAUCGAUGGAGAUUCUAGUUGAUGGAGGGUUUCGCAGGGGAGCCGAUAUUGUUAAAGCCAUUUGCCUCGGGGCGUCUGCAGUUGGCCUGGGCAGGAGCUUUCUCUUUUCUCUUAGCUAUGGCCAGGAAGGAGUCGAGCGUGUUAUUGACAUCUUGCGCGAUGAGAUCGAAACUGCGAUGCGGCUAUGUGGGAUGACUGAUCUAAUGCGAGAUGCUCAUCCGCGUUUUAUUAAUACUAACCGAGUUGACCACUUAAUUCCGGAGGAGGAGCACCCUUAUGCGAGAAAGAUUGUAAGGGAUAGGCCACGAUUGUAG